AUGGACUCUGUUGAGGUUGAUCAAAUAAACAAUAUUGAAAGGGAAAUAGAUGAAAUCAAAGCGGAUAUAGCACUAAUAGAAAAAGAUCUAACAUCAAGUCAGUUGCAAAAGCAACAGUUGCAAGAAGAGAUUGAAGUAUUGGUGUUGGAACAACAAAAACAGAUGCAAGACAAAACAAAGGAAUCACCUAUCCCCGAUGCUGCUGAUGAAAUGGAUAUUGAAAUACCUGAAAUUAUAAAACAUAAUUAUUUUGAUCCUAGUAUUCAAAAGUAUUUCCAACACCCAACACCACCCCAAUCGAACCAGUUGCCUUCUCAUGAAAAUGCAUUACCCACAAUUGUAUCGUCUCAAUUGAAACCUAUCAAUGAUUUAGAAUUAAAAGAAAAUGUGCUAUAUGAAAAUAUUUUCCGAAUGUUUGGUGUAACUGCAUUCCCGAUAAAUCAAUAUUUAUUCAAAAAUAAUAAUGACCCGAAUGAACAGAUUUUGGGAUUACGAUUCGAUCUUUAUUCAAAUUUCACUAAAUGCUUCCAGCAACCUCAUUAUUGUAUACUUCGAAAAUUAUCAUUUGAAAAAAAUGAAACUAUUUUUUAUAAUUGGAUAGUUUAUAAACAUACACUACCGUCCUAUAUCCCAAUUGAUGAAUAUUCCAAAAUCUUGAAUGAAAGCAAUAACGAUAAUAACAGCAACAACUUGUUCAAAUUUGCAGAAUCGAUUCAAUUAACUUUAACCAAGACUCAAUAUAAAUUAGAUAAGUUUAAUCAACUAUUACGAUUUAAUAAGAAUCAAUUUGGUUUGGAUAAAGAUGAAGCAAUUUUCAUAAAUUUAGAUUGUGAUCUACUGGGUCAACGAAUAUUGUUAAAUUUAAGUCAUAAUUCUAAAACUCAAAUAAAGAAAACUCAAAUGAUGGGACUCGAAUUGAUUUGUUCCAAUGAUUUAAUUGAAGUUAUACAUUUUACUAAUUUCCCAAAUACCAUUAAUUCUAAUCAACUAUUAAUUUGUCAAGCUAUAUUACAAAACUCCAAAAUUAAUGAUUUGAUUAAAAAUUUUAGAAAAGUCAUUCAAAUUUUAGUUAAAUACAAAGUAAUAGAAUAA
This is a messenger RNA of Candida dubliniensis CD36, 1092 nucleotides long. It is a transcript of the gene CTF5, whose product is annotated as Ctf5p. Bases 1 to 1092 code for a protein of 363 amino acids. The record is from RefSeq and is a predicted model, not a curated record. The transcript has a single exon. Gene Ontology annotation, cellular component: kinetochore. Lineage: Eukaryota; Fungi; Ascomycota; Pichiomycetes; Serinales; Debaryomycetaceae.